Mollisia scopiformis is the source of this 909-nucleotide messenger RNA. RefSeq lists its product as uncharacterized. The transcript is spliced from 2 exons. NCBI's taxonomy places the organism in Eukaryota, Fungi, Ascomycota, Leotiomycetes, Helotiales, Mollisiaceae. The coding region runs from base 1 to 909 and encodes 302 amino acids. The record is from RefSeq and is a predicted model, not a curated record. Gene Ontology annotation, molecular function: protein binding.
AUGCCUGGACGCAGAGGUGGACGACAAAGAAGUCCUGCCCCUGCUUAUCAACCGUACCGGGACACAGGUACUUGGGUUCCAACUCCGAACGUCGAAGAUCCAACUGCAUUCCCUCCACUACCUGGAACACUCACCUCGCCAAGAUCCAUUGGAUUCACGGCUACUGUAGCCUUACAAGACACAGUUGAAGACACAGCGGCAAAGUUCUCCAACCUCGCCUUGACAAAGAUCGAGAAGAUGAAGACCCCGCAAUUCUCCAACCCUAGUGACAUGGUCACCUUCAUCGUCGGCUUAAAGAAGGAGAAGUUUAUUGUCCACAAAGAAUUUGCCUGCAAGAAUUCAGAGGUGUUGAGAGCUGCUUUCAACGGUCCAUUCCUUGAAGGAAGAACCGGAACUUACAUACUCGAAGACACAAGUGCUGCCGCAUUCCGAAUGUUCACCGAGUUCCUCUAUUCUGGAAAGAUUACCCUUCAUUACCACAAUCUGAACGCCGAAGACGACCUUGUGCUUGCGGAGGACGAAGAACAUAUCGAGAUGUGUGCACAGCAAGACACUGACUUGAUUGAUCUGUGGCUCCUAGCAGAUAGAUUCCUGAUGGUAGACUUUCAGAAUCAAGUCAUCGACCACAUGAAGCGUAUAUACCAAAUCUGCGGUGUCAUGAGCAGCUGCCAAUUCCGCAAGAUCUAUGAUAACACUCAGGAAGGUAGUCCUCUUAGACGCUUGGUAGUUGAUCUGUGCUGUUGGGCAUUCUUUGCAGACUACAUCAAAGAUAAAUCUGACAAGUUUCCUCAAGACAUGCUUGUGGAUGUGGCAAUUGCCUACAGGGAUGCCGCACCAUCGAAUGUUAUCACGAGCAAGCGGAGCGAGAUUCCGACAACAGACUACCAUGUCAAGCGGCAAGCUUCAUAA